Polychytrium aggregatum is the source of this 697-nucleotide messenger RNA. RefSeq lists its product as uncharacterized. The record is from RefSeq and is a predicted model, not a curated record. Bases 6 to 485 code for a protein of 159 amino acids. NCBI's taxonomy places the organism in Eukaryota, Fungi, Chytridiomycota, Chytridiomycetes, Polychytriales. The transcript has a single exon.
AUCCGAUGGUUUGCUGGCUGGAGUCGUUGUUGUAUAAGUACUGCCACAUACACUGCCACAUACAUGAAAUCGAUCAUGGAAUCGAACAUCGUGUCGAGUCCUGCAUUCUCGCCAAGGCAAGAUGUAACAGCCAUUCCAUCCAGUUCCACAUCGACUGUGACGCCCUGGCUCCAGCUUGCUGCACCGAGCACCACCAGUUCGCCUCCAAGCCUUCAUUUCCUCAUCGCAACAUGCUGACCGUGAGAAUCAAGCAGGGCCCUCAGCGAAGAUAUCUGCCUCUCCCAACGAAUGUCACUUCCCACCCAUUGCUUCCGCAUACCUGCCGCUUCAGCGGACUGGUAUCAGCAACAAAAGUAGCACAGGCAAUCGUAUUGCAUCACAAGGAUUGUAAUCGUCUCCAAAUGGGUGUUUACCAGGGUACACCAUGUUCCUACCAAGCAUCUCCUCGGUGCUUACUCUUCGACAGACUCUAUGGUCCCAGAUGACCGAGGCGUACACUCCCUACCUGGACGCUCUCAAGCUGGCCCAUCCCGGUCUAUCCAAGUCUGACAAGGACCAGUGGAAAGCCUUGGUCGACGCCAUUCCGGUCCCGCAUCCUGGCAAGUGCCUCUCCUUCUGCCACAUGGUCCUGACCCAGCUCCGUCAGCGCUAUGUCAAUGCCGGCACCCGGGUCUUCUCCGACAAGCACUGAAUCACC